AUGCCUGGCAGACGACCAGUCAGUACAAACGACAUCGAGGCCAUUCGGCAGAUUUUGUCAAAUACGCAAACCAGGAUAAUCACCCCGUCAGACCAAGACUAUGCAGACUCGAUUCAUUCCUGGUCGCGAGCGGCGGAAAAGCCAUCUGGAGUUAGCAUCCUGCCAGCAUCGGUCGAAGAUGUAUCGAAAGUAGUCAGGUAUGCCAACGACAAUGGCAUUGAUCUCGCGGUCAAAGGUGGUGGUCACUCCACCUCUGGUGCAAGUAGCACCGAUGGUGGUAUCUUGAUCAACCUCAAGUCAAUGCGCAAGGUCACAAUCGAUCCCUCGUCGCGCCACAUCUUCGUCCAAGGCGGAUGUCUGUGGAUGGAUGUCGACGCUGCCGCCUGGGAACACGGCCUCGCCACCGUCGGCGGGACAGUCGCCGACACCGGCGUGGGUGGCCUGGCGCUCGGGGGAGGAUACGGUCAUCUGACCGGGAAGCAUGGCCUGGUCAUUGACAACAUCGUCCAGGUGACGGUGGUCGUGGCGAAUGGCGAGAUCCUCACAGCCAACAAGCAGGAGAAUGCCGAGCUCUUCUGGGGCCUCCUCGGUGCCGGACAGAAUUUCGGCGUGGCGACCGAGUUUGUGUUCCAGGGCUACCCACAGGGCGACAUUUACGCUGGGACUCUUGCGUACGCAGCCACGAAGGAAAAUAUCGAGGCGGUCGUGGCAGCUGCCAACGAGCUGUACGAGUCCAGAGGACAAACUGGCACUCUGAUUGCUCUCGUCAAGUCUCCCGACGGCAGUGGUCAGACCCUCCUGCUCCUGAUGGUCUCGUGUGUUGCCGCCGGAGCCGAGGCCACCGGGAAACAACUGUUUGCGCCGUUCUUCGCACUGAAUCCACUUCUGAACGAUGUCGCUGUGCGUCCCUAUCCUCACGUCAACAAUCUCGUUCCCAACCUACAAGGCAUGCGUUGUAGUCUCAAGGGCGCUGCGACGAUCCUCCCUCUGCGAGCUGAUUUCGUCGGUCAAGUCCGCGCGAAAUUCGACGAGUUCGUGGAGAGCACUCCGGACGCCAAGGGAUCUCUGAUUGCAUUCGAGAUGUACGAUGCCUGUGCGGUGAUGGCGCGCCAGGACAACGGCAGCUUCGCAAAUCGCGGGUGGCAUCUCAAUGCAUUAAUCUCGCCGCAAUGGGAGAAGGCAGAAAACGAUACAGUCUGCCGACAAUGGGCGCGCGAUAUCGCUGGGCUGUUCAGGGAGGAGCUAGAAAGUAAGGGCGUGAAUGUGGGUAGCAAGGACGGCGUGGAGGGAGGCGUGGGAGCGCGAGGUGAGAAGGGAGCGGUAUUGCUAUAUGGCAACUACGAUCUCGACGAGGUCUCGAGGGACGUGUUCGGAGCGAACUAUGCUCGCUUGCAGGCGAUCAAAGCGAGAUAUGAUCCUGGCAACCUGUUUGAUAAGUUGUUUGCCGUUCAGCCUCUUGUCACUUGA
Molecule: messenger RNA, 1467 nt
Organism: Dissoconium aciculare CBS 342.82
Lineage: Eukaryota; Fungi; Ascomycota; Dothideomycetes; Mycosphaerellales; Dissoconiaceae
Product: FAD-binding domain-containing protein
Exons: 2
Coding region: 1-1467 (488 amino acids)
Molecular function (GO): FAD binding; oxidoreductase activity
Source: RefSeq, a predicted model, not a curated record